AAGAAUACUAACAAACCAACUCCAACUCACAUAUCAAUAUCCCACCCCAUUCCAGUGGUCACCUUCUCCAGUCGCUCCAACCCAAGCUAAAAACCCCCCCUUUCAAAUGGGAAUCCACGGCCACCACCUGCCACAACCACCGUUGCCGGAGUCCAAAACCCGCAGAAACACCGUCCGGUCCCUCUACAAGGCCCUGGCAAGAGGCAACCUGAACACGGUGGGCCAACUCCUAGAUCAAGAGCUGGAAUGGUGGUACCACGGGCCCCCGAAUUGCCACCACAUGAUGCUCAUGCUCACGGGGAAGUCGAAGCACCGCGACUACAGGUUCAGGCCUCGGAGCAUCACCACCGUCGGGGAGCUGGUGAUCGUGGAGGGGUGGGAAGAAGAGAUCAUGAGAGCGUAUUGGGUGCACGUUUGGACGGUUAAGGACGGCCAGAUCACCGAGUUUCGAGAGUAUUUCAAUACGUGGCUUACCGUGAUUCUUCAAGUACCGGGCGAAGACGGGAAGGAGAAUGUGAAGGCGUGGCAGAGUGAGCCUCAGCAGCGGCUGAAUUGGUCGUUGCCUGAUUUGGUUCUAACUGUUUGAUGUUUGUAUUGGUAUGAUGAAAAUUGUUGGGGUCUUGAACUAAUUAACAUAGUGAACUAUGCAUAUACAUUCUAAUGGUAGUACAUUAUGAAGUUUGGGAUAAGGUUCCUCACGACUUGUUCGUUAUGGGUCUCAAAACUCCU
Molecule: messenger RNA, 729 nt
Organism: Rhododendron vialii
Lineage: Eukaryota; Viridiplantae; Streptophyta; Magnoliopsida; Ericales; Ericaceae
Product: wound-induced protein 1-like
Exons: 1
Coding region: 107-586 (159 amino acids)
Source: RefSeq, a predicted model, not a curated record